AUGCGUUCUUUCGUCGCUGCUCUUCUCAUUGCUGGCGCCGCCGCUCAGUCGACUAGUGACUACGCAGCUUGCGCGGAAGCCAUCCUCGACAACACGGACCCGUCUCAGUUCUCGGACUGUUCUGACCUGACUAGCGCUGAGUGCUUCUGCGCCAACAAGGACGUCAUCGACGCCAUUGGCAAUGACAUUGCGGAGACCUGCUCCGGCUCUGGAAUCACUUUCGACGACCUCUCGGGAUCCCUGUGCAAGAGCGACAACGCGGAAACUGGUGACCGCCACGCCAGCAAGCCCAUGGAACCCGUCAACCACAAGCGGGCCUUCGCGCCCGAAGCCUCCGCCGAGGUGCGCGUGGUGACCGUGACUGAGACGCAGUGCUCAUGCGCGAGCACCCAGAGGGCAAUGAUGCCGGGCGUCUCGCAGAUCCCCAUUGACAUCCCCGCGAGCAGCAGCCGGGCGAACCCGUCUUCGUCCAUGGGCUUGAUGUCCUCGUCUUCUGGGCUCUUUGGGUCUCACUCUGCUACUCCCACUCCCAGCGGCGCGAGUGCUAGCCGCUUCAAUGCCUUCCAGGGCGCUGCCCCUGCUGGCUCGGCUGUGCAUGGUGGCGUUGCCGCUCUGGGUGUGGCCGCUGUUAUGGCUCUCAUGGUUGCUCUGUAA
Penicillium riverlandense is the source of this 654-nucleotide messenger RNA. RefSeq lists its product as uncharacterized. The transcript has 3 exons. Lineage: Eukaryota; Fungi; Ascomycota; Eurotiomycetes; Eurotiales; Aspergillaceae. The record is from RefSeq and is a predicted model, not a curated record. Bases 1 to 654 code for a protein of 217 amino acids.